AUGAUUCUUGUGCAGUACGUGUGCUACUACGUCAACCGCCAAGUGCCCACCACGCCAGACGGCCUGGCGUAUAUUCGGGACGGGUCAAACAUGCAGUACUCCAACAACGCCGCGUUCUUGUCCAUAGUCUACAGCGACUAUCUCUCCGCGGCGGGGCAAAGCCUGACGUGUAACAACAACGGCGGAGGAACGGUGACGUACUCUCCCGCUCAGAUCGUUACCUGGGCGCGCACUCAGAUUGACUACGUGCUCGGCGGUAACGCGGCCGGUCGGAGCUACAUGGUGGGCUUUGGCAGCAACUACCCGACGCGUGUGCACCACCGGGGGGCGUCGGUUCCUUCUCCCCCCCCUAACUACUCCUGUGGAGAAGGCUUCCAGUUCUAUCAUACGAACAACUCUGACCCCCACGUCAUCACCGGGGCAAUCGUGGGCGGCCCCUUCCAAGACGGAAGCUACGCCAACAUCCGCGACGCCCGUGAUGGGAUUGAGGGUUACAAGCAAUCGGAGCCGACCACGUAUAUAAACGCGGGCUACAUGGGCGCGCUCGCGCGCCUUAUCCGCGGGACCUCGGGGGUAGAGCCCGGGUGCACAGCUGUCACUGUGGGGGAUCCCUCUCCGACUACCCCAGAACCGACCACCCCUUCCCCGACCACUCCCGCCCCGACCACUCCUCCCCCGACCACCCCCACCCCGGUUACUCCUAACCCGACUACUCCGAACCCGACCACUUCCGCCCCGGUUACUCCCAACCCAACAAGUCCCGCUCCGAUAACACCUGCCCCGACCACUCCCUCUCCGACAAGUCCUGCCCCGACCGCUUCCGCUCCAGUGACACCUUCCCCAACCACCUCAGCACCAGUCACUCCUACCCCGACCACUUUUGCCCCGACCACUCCUUCUCCGACAAGUCCUGCCCCGACCACUUCCGCUCCAAUAACGCCUUCUCCAACCACUUCAGCCCCAGUCACUCCCGCCCCGACCACUUCUGCCCCGACCACUCCCCCCCCAAUUACUCCGUCACCCACUUUGUCUGCCCCGAUCACUCUUGCUCCGACCGCCCAAACGCCAAUCACACCUUCUCCGACCGCCCAAAUGCCGAUCACUCCUUCUCCGACCGCCCCACCUCCGACUAGUCCUUCUCCGACCAGCGCCGGGCCUUGCCCCGGGCCCACCGUUUACCCGGCGGGGGGUGUCUGCGACUCGGCCUCGGCGACUCCCAACCAGUGCUAUUCCGCCGACGGCUCCUUCUACGUCUGCUGCUUGGGGAACUGCCCCAGCACCCCCGGCACCCGCCCCUUCUGCGCCGACCCCCCCCCCGGAGACUGUUUCCCGACCCUCCCUCCAACUCUUGGGCAAACCCCCCCACCUAAGAUCGAUUCGCCGACUCCCGCGCCAACCGCCCCGACUCCUUUUACCCUUGCGCCAGUCGCACCGAUUCCUGCCCCCGUCUCGGCUACCCCGGGCUGCCCUACGGUGCGAUCGGCGGGUGGAGUUUGCGAUCCGAUGUCACAGAUGCCAAACCAGUGCUACAGCGCCGACGGCAGCAGCUUCAUCUGCUGCCCCGGUUCCUGCUCGAGCGCCCCCAGCGCCGUUCCAACGUGCGCGUCCGUCCUCCCCGGCUGCCCAUAA
This is a messenger RNA of Klebsormidium nitens, 1629 nucleotides long. The record is from the annotation of a GenBank genome assembly. NCBI's taxonomy places the organism in Eukaryota, Viridiplantae, Streptophyta, Klebsormidiophyceae, Klebsormidiales, Klebsormidiaceae.